This is a messenger RNA of Stegastes partitus (bicolor damselfish), 2388 nucleotides long. RefSeq names its product heat shock protein nuclear import factor hikeshi (gene hikeshi). The record is from RefSeq and is a predicted model, not a curated record. The coding region runs from base 219 to 812 and encodes 197 amino acids. Gene Ontology annotation, molecular function: Hsp70 protein binding; nuclear import signal receptor activity. The transcript has a single exon. Gene Ontology annotation, biological process: protein import into nucleus. Lineage: Eukaryota; Metazoa; Chordata; Actinopteri; Pomacentridae. Gene Ontology annotation, cellular component: cytosol; nucleus.
ACCCCACAGGUCGGAUUCCAUCCAGCUAGCAGGCUAAUUUAACUACCCAGAGUCUUGACACUGUGGCUAGCGGCUAACUAACAGCUGAGCUAACUUCACUGACUGUCUACCCUGGACCGGCUUACAUGAGCUAACGGCUGACUAGCAGCUGAGCUAACUUUACAGUCUGUUUACAUUGGGGCUAACACGGAGCUAAGGGCUAAGCGGCGCUCAGCGGGAUGUUCGGCUGCCUGGUCGCCGGCCGGUUGGUGCAGACCGACGCCGUGCAGGUCGCCUCGGACAAGUUCGUGUUCAACCUGCCGGACUACGAGAACGUGAACCACGUGGUGGUGUUCAUGCUGGGCACCGUGCCGUUCCCCGCCGGGAUGGGCGGCGCCGUCUACUUCUCCAUCCCGGACUCGGCGAGCGGCGGCCCGGUGUGGCAGCUGCUCGGCUUCAUCACCAACGACAAGCCGAGCGCCAUCUUCAAGAUCUCCGGGCUGAAGGCCGGGGAAGGCGGGGCGCACCCGUUCGGCGCCUCCUCCUCCGGGUCGCCCUCCGUGGCCCAGGUCGGCGUGUCGGUGGAGGCCGUGGAGCAGCUGGCCCAGCAGACCCCGGUGAGCAGCGCCGCCGUGUCCACCGUGGACUCCUUCCUGCAGUUCACCCAGAAGAUGCUGGACAACUUCUACAACUUCGCCUCGUCGUUCGCCGUGUCGCAGGCGCAGAUGGCGCCAAACCCUGCGGAGACCUUCAUCCCGUCCAGCUGCAUCCUCAAGUGGUACGAGAACUUCCAGAGGAGGAUGGCACAAAACCCGACCUUCUGGAAGAACUGACCAGAACCGAGCCGGGUCAGACCAAAGACUGCAGCUCCACAGUGCCUCCAGGUCAACAAGUGCUGCACCUGCCUGAACUUUAAGACUUUAAAUCAGAAAAUAAACACGUGAACAGGUGGAUGCCUUCAUGCAGAUGAACCUGUCUGAAGUCUGAGACAUCUGUUAAACGGUCUGACUGACUGCUUCUCAACGUUUCAACCACAUCUCAUGUUUUCAUUCUUUAAAUCACAAGAAAAUAAAGUUUCAGAGCUCACAGCACCAAAACAAACACAAAAGUUCCUGUAAAAUCAACACAUCAACUAAAGGACCUGCUUACUGCGUUGUUCCAGAGCUUUCACCCACACCCCAGCUGAUUAAACUAAUUUAGGUAUGUCUCUAUGGAAAGGUUUGCUUCGUGGAGCUUCUGGACCUUUCAGCUGGUAUUCAUCAGCGUUCAAACUCUUACCGGUGUUUUCCAGAGCUUCCGACCACAUCUCACGUCCUCCUCAGAGGAUGGAGUUUUCCCCUUCAUCUGUUUUCAGAUUUAAGCUGAUUCCAGCUGCAGAGGAGGACCAUGUGGUGCAACCGAAAGCUCCGGGAAAACCUGCUAUACAAACCUUAGCAGAGAAACAUGUUUAAAUUAAUUUUGACCUAAUUUUCUCUCAUGAAGAGGACCAUGAGAUGAGGUUGAAAGCUGUUUAAAAAGUCAGUAAGAGCACUGUUAAGAUGAAAUGUAGAAAAAUGUACGUGUUAAGGAGGACCAUGAGGUUCGGUUGAAAAUACCAGGGAAAAAAAGCUGCAAAAUGAACCUUAAGUUUGACAUUUUGCCUUGUUGUUGUGUUUAUGUGUGCUUUAAACAUUUUGUGCACUUACUCGCUUCUGCCUGAGCUUUCAACCACAUUGAACUUUGUUCCUGCAAUCUGAAGGUGCCUUUACUGGCUUUAUCCAGAGCUUUCAACUGCAUCUCAUGGUCCCCCUCUGCAGACAGCUUUUGUGUAGCUCCACUUAAAUGAAAUUCUGUUGGUUUGCUUUUAAAGCUCAUUCAGAGUUUCCUCAUUGAGGAAGACCACAGGGUGAGGCCUGCAUAGGAAAUUAGUAAGUUGACGUUGAGUGAAGUUCAGUCAGUCUGAACAGAAAGCAGGAAAAUACUAGAGUAUGAAUCUGAAGUAGAUGUAAUAAAUAAAAUAAAAAUGGUAAAUAAAUGACAAAUAUUACAACAGUGAUGUUUGGCAGCGUGUUUCUAUGUUUUAGAUUUUCUUUGAACGGGAAGAAAACAGGAAGUGUCACAGCGCUCCCAAAGCCUCAUGGGAUCUGUAGUUGUCUGAAGUAUGUCUCGUUUUUAUGGAUUAUUAUUGAACUUGUUUUUCAUGCUUCAUUUCUCUGAUUUCUGCAUCCUGCUGCAGAAAGUUUUUAUUCAAAAUCGAUUUUGUUUAGCAUAAAAAUCUGAAUGUGAAUUAUUUGGUCCAAGUAGGAUUUGUGACAUUUGUGUGUUUUUUUGUCUUUCAUGGCGGUUGGGUUUCACAUUACUUUAUGUCAAGUGCAAAACGUGACAAAGUUUACUGAGAAAAUAAAUAAAAUAUUUUGAAAACAUCUUUAA